GGGGUACGUAUUAGGUGAAGACAAUUGUAUCCAGUCGAGCAACCUUAACCUACCGUAUUUAUUUUGAAUGAAGCAUAAUGUUUUUCUUUUUUUUUUUGUAUCCCGCGAAUGUGUAGUGUUGGAACCGUGACAGCUGGAGUCUCGUCAACGGCCACAGAAGCGAUUGUUGGUCAUGUUGUAGCGCGUUCUUCCUGUCUCCGUGUUCGCAGCUGUGGCCUCAGUUCCUGUUUCCGCCCAAUCACCAGGCACAUUACUACUAUAAGCACGGUAAUCAAGGAUUGGAUGUGUGGUUCCUGAUCUGUAGAGCCUACAAAUGCUAGAUAUGUGGAAAAGUUAAGUUUCUCAUCUCUCCAAUUUGGGAAAAUUCAGAACAUCAACCUCAAGGCCUUUUGAAUUUCUAUGACCAUCACAGUCUUCCAUUUCUACUGUUGACUACAUACUGUAUAUAUUGGUGGUGUAGCAGUGGGUAGUAAGGAUGCAGAAGAGUGCUACACUGUGAGGAGACGGAGAGAGAGAGAGAGACAUGCGGACGUGGACAGGCUCAUGGCGAUGGAUUAUGCUUGUGCUGUUGGCAUGGGGCACCUUGCUGUUCUACAUUGGUGGGCAUCUGGUGCGUGACAGUGAACAGACUGAGCAUCCCAGCCGUGAGCUCUCCAAAAUCCUAGCUAAGCUUGAGAGACUCAAGCAUCAGAAUGAGGAGCUGCGACGCAUGGCUGAGACUCUCAGGUUGCCAGAGGCUCAAUCUGAUGCGGACACUGGAGCUGCAGGGAAGCUUCGCAUACUGGAGGAGCAGUUACUCCGAGCCAAAGAACAGAUCAACUCUUACCGCAAUCUACCUGUUGAUGAAAUUUGUGUGUGUUCAGGCCCAGGGAGAAAACAGGAGGAGUUACGGAGAAUGAUUGAGAAUGGUGUACGAGAAUUGUGGUACUUUGUGCACAGUGAGGUGAAGAAACUGGGCCACAUAGAGACGGGAGAACUGCAAAAACAUAUCAACAUGCUGCUGCAAGACUUGGGCCAACGUCAGAGGUCCAUCAUGACAGAUUUGUACCAUCUGAGCCAGGGAGAUGGAGCUGGAGACUGGAGAGAAAAGGAGGCCAAAGACCUUUCAGAUCUAGUCCAAAACAGGAUAACAUACCUACAGAACCCGCCAGACUGUGGAAAGGCACGCAAGCUGGUGUGCAACAUUAAUAAGGGCUGUGGUUACGGCUGCCAGCUGCAUCACGUGGUCUACUGUUUCAUGAUCGCCUAUGGCACCCAACGGACACUUAUCUUGGAGUCACAAAACUGGCGCUAUGCCACUGGGGGCUGGGAAACUGUCUUUAAACCUGUCAGUGAAACAUGUACUGACCGCAGUGGGGCCUCUACUGGACACUGGUCUGGUGAAAAUAAUGAUCAAGCCGUGCAAGUGAUUGAGUUGCCUAUUGUGGAUAGCCUCCAUCCACGUCCCCCUUACCUGCCACUGGCUAUCCCAGAGGAUCUGUCUGAACGUCUGCAACGGCUGCAUGGGGACCCCUCUGUCUGGUGGGUGUCUCAGUUUGUCAAAUAUCUGAUCCGACCACAGGCUUGGCUUGAGAAAGAGAUACAUGAUGUGACCAUCAAGCUGGGCUUCAAACACCCCGUCAUAGGAGUGCAUGUGCGUAGGACAGAUAAGGUGGGGACAGAAGCUGCAUUCCACCCUAUUGAGGAGUACAUGCUGCAUGUAGAGGACCAGUUCCAGAGUCUGGCACACCGCAUGCACAUUGACAAGAAACGUGUUUACCUGGCCACUGAUGACCCUUCACUACUGCAGGAGGCUAAGACUAAGUACCCAGAUUAUGAGUUUAUCAGUGAUAAUUCCAUCUCCUGGUCAGCUGGCCUGCACAACCGCUACACUGAGAACUCAUUAAGAGGCGUCAUCCUUGACAUCCACUUCCUGUCCCAAACCAACUUCUUGGUCUGCACCUUCUCCUCCCAGGUGUGUCGUGUGGCCUAUGAGAUCAUGCAGACGCUGCACCCAGAUGCUUCAUCCUACUUCUACUCACUGGAUGAUAUAUACUACUUUGGGGGGCAAAAUGCACACAAUCAAGUGGCUAUUUAUGCACAUGAGCCCCACAGGCAAGGAGAAAUUGUGUUGGAACCUGGGGAUGUGAUUGGAGUGGCUGGCAACCACUGGGAUGGCUACUCAAAGGGCAUCAACCGCAAGACUGGUCGUACUGGCCUCUACCCCUCUUACAAGGUAAAGGAGAAAAUAGAGACAGUAAAGUACCCCACGUACCAGGAAGCUGACAAACUGCUUAAGAAACAGUAGAGGGGAAAUAUAUUUUAUAAUAUCCAGUAUAAUGAAGAAAGCCUGGACCACCUGGAUGGAAAAGCACUGUGUGUGUGUGUGUGUGUGUGUGUGUGUGUGUGUGUGUGUGUGUGUGUGUGUGUGUGUGUGUGUGUGUGUGUGUGUGUGUGUGUGUGUGUGUGUGUGUGUGUGUGUGUGUGUGUGUGUCUGACUUUGGACCUGAAUAGGGUCAUUUAGAAUUGUAAAGUACAAUAUAAAGAUUGGACUGGCAGCAUAAUCAAACAUGCCACUGCAGGUGUUUUCCCUAAAUUCCCAACUAAAAUGAAGGUAACCACAUUUGUUAUUUUAGGAAAUGAUGCAUAGAAAAAAGAAAAGAAAAAAGCACUACAGGCAGUUUAAAACAAGGAAUCUUACAUUUAAACUCCAAACUUUUGCUUGAGCACUGUUUUCUUGUGAUAAUUUUUCCAUUAUGUAACUGACUACAUUAGAACAUUAGUCAUAAACAUUUUUCCUCUGUUCUUAUUCUCUGAACAUUAAUAUGCCACUACACACCCAUAACAUCAGCUUUUACUUUCCAUUGUUGUCUUGUGCUUUGAUUUUUAAUGGUUUUGUCAGAGUAUCUCUGUAUGUUUGUUCAUGUGCAACAUAGAACCAAAUAAUGUGCCUAAGAAUAAUAGAUGAUGGACCGCAAAAUGCUACAUAAAAAUGAUGCAAACUCCAGCGCCUUACAGAGGAUUACACUCCUGACCAACUACUCCUUCUUGUUCUUUGUUUUCAAAGAUUCUUUAAUGUUCAAUGUUCAAACAUUAAAACCACAAGAAAAGGAAAGUUAAAAUUAAAAUGUCUCAUUGUUGAUACUUAAUUAGCAAAAUUUAUAAUGACAGUGCUAAGAAAGAAUAUAAGUAUGAUAAUGGAAUAUCAUUGUAACAUUUUAGUGUACUAGAGUAAUUUAAUAUUUUGAUUGUGUGAACAUUGUCUUUUCUGAAUUGAUCAAAUAAACUUGAUCAGCCAUUGUGUA
Tachysurus vachellii is the source of this 3284-nucleotide messenger RNA. Its product is annotated as alpha-(1,6)-fucosyltransferase-like. The record is from RefSeq and is a predicted model, not a curated record. Gene Ontology annotation, biological process: protein N-linked glycosylation. Gene Ontology annotation, molecular function: protein binding; glycoprotein 6-alpha-L-fucosyltransferase activity. The coding region runs from base 524 to 2287 and encodes 587 amino acids. NCBI's taxonomy places the organism in Eukaryota, Metazoa, Chordata, Actinopteri, Siluriformes, Bagridae. Gene Ontology annotation, cellular component: Golgi cisterna membrane. The transcript is spliced from 10 exons.